AUGGUUAGGCUUUUCUUCAGCAAAACAAGAGUAACCAAACUCUUCACUAGGAAGGAUGAAAGGCCAGAGAUGUUUCUACCAUCGUUGCGUAUGAUUUUGUUCAUUUUUCGAAUGUUUUACGCGUGGCCGGACGAGCAUUUGGAGAAAAGUGCUCUCUGGUGGUACCGUGCAAAGGGUGUGCUGUUUCGUGUGUUUUUCAUAUAUCUUUCAGCAGCCACACAGCUAGCUUACAACUUCACUGUGACUAGUCGUGAGGAACUGUUUGCUGGCAUGUUUGUGCUGCUCACUCAGCUUGUGAUGAUACUGAAGAUGGAGUUUUUCUACAAAAAUGUGUCCAAAAUUCAACAGCUCAUCCGUAGACUGAAUGGCAAGCUCUACCAGUCGAGAAAUGCGGAGGAAGACAUUCCGCUGGCGAGUGCGCGUAAGAAGUCAACUAUAUUCUGGGUCUUGUACUUCAUGUUUUCCGAUGGGCUGGUUACGGAGUGGUUAGUGAUAUCGUUGUUGCUCACUACUUUGAUUGUACCGGUGUGGCCCGGAGUAGAUCAUACCACCCCGUAUUGGGUAGUUUUAAUGGUUAUCUUGUAUCAGUACUUGGCAAUCGUUCUCAACGCUUCGUUUAACAUAUCAUGGGACUCACUGGUGGCAGCACUGUUAGCGUUAACUAACGCUCAUCUUCAUCGUCUGCAAAUACAGCUAUUGAAGGUAGGACAUCAGAACCGUCAUCUGCAGGUGGAUGCUAAUAAGCGUAUGAUUACGGUCUCUCCAAUUGAUGAUGAUACUCAGAGCGUCCCAACGAAAUCAGAUGCAGAUGUAGUUUACAAUGAACUACUGCAAUGUAUUAUCUUUCAUCAGGAAGUAACUGGAUUUCUUCGCGAAGUGCUGACCCUGUUCAGUGGACCGAUGCUGUCUCAGCUGUACUGUUCCGUGUUCAUCCUGUGUAUUACCGAGUUUCGUUUGCUUACGGACGUGAACACAAUGGCCGACACGAUGCAGGCGGUAAUGUACUUGGUGUGCCUUGUCAUACAAGUGGUACAAUACUGUUACUUUGGCAAUGAAAUUAUCUACAUGGCUCAAAAGGUACAUCAAGCGACAGCCUUUGUGAACUACCCGGAUAUGAACAUCAAAACUAGAAAGCUUCUUAUAGCUUUUCAACAGAUAACUGCUCGAGGAAUAAAGUGCAGUGCGAAGUACAUUUUUACAAUCGAACUGAGCAUGCAGACCUUUGUGACGAUCAUCAAAACAUCCUACUCGUAUUUGGCAGUUUUGAGAUCGAUGACGGAUUAGGCCGUUCUUUGGGAAGUGCGAUGACAUUCUGGAUAUUGACUUGAAA
This is a messenger RNA of Anopheles gambiae (African malaria mosquito), 1330 nucleotides long. Its product is annotated as odorant receptor Or1-like. NCBI's taxonomy places the organism in Eukaryota, Metazoa, Arthropoda, Insecta, Diptera, Culicidae. The transcript has 9 exons. Gene Ontology annotation, cellular component: plasma membrane. Gene Ontology annotation, biological process: detection of chemical stimulus involved in sensory perception of smell; sensory perception of smell. Bases 1 to 1284 code for a protein of 427 amino acids. The record is from RefSeq and is a predicted model, not a curated record. Gene Ontology annotation, molecular function: olfactory receptor activity; odorant binding.